AGCUCCAGAACCAGAACCAGAACCAGAACCAGAACCAGAGCCAGAGCCAGAGCGCCAUGCUGCGUGUGCGGUGCCUGAGAGGAGGGAGCCGCGGAGCUGAAGCCGCUCAUCUGAUCGGUGCUGUGGUGGGUCGCGCGGUGUCGGGAUGGGUGUCGCGCACGUUCCGCAGCACCUCGAGUUCCGCCGCCGCGCUCCCGCUCACCGCAGACGAGCCGGUUACCGAGCAUACGCCCGAGGACUGCCCCGUGUGCGCACACAACGAGUGGGACCCGCUCGAGGAGGUGAUCGUAGGUAGAGCCGAGAAUGCCUGCGUCCCCCCAUUCACCGUGGAGGUCAAGGCCAACACCUAUGAGAAAUACUGGCCCUUCUACCAGCAGUUUGGGGGACAGACAUUCCCGAAGGACCACGUGAAGAAAGCAGUCUCUGAAAUCGAGGAAAUGUGCAAUAUUCUGCAGCAUGAGGGAGUUACAGUGAGACGACCGGAACCCAUCGACUGGUCAGUGGAGUAUAAAACCCCGGACUUCACCUCCACCGGCAUGUACGCAGCAAUGCCGAGAGAUAUCCUGAUCGUGGUGGGGAACGAGAUCAUCGAGGCCCCGAUGGCCUGGAGGGCCCGGUUCUUCGAGUACCGAGCAUAUCGGCCCCUCAUUAAGGAGUACUUCAGGCAAGGAGCCAAGUGGACCACUGCACCCAAACCCACCAUGAGUGACGAGCUGUACGAUCAGGAAUACCCCAUCCGCACCGUGGAGGACAGACAUAAGCUGGCCGCUCAGGGGAAGUUUGUCACCACUGAGUUCGAGCCGUGUUUCGACGCUGCAGACUUCAUCAGGGCCGGCACUGAUAUCUUUGUACAGAGGAGUCAGGUUACAAACUUCAUGGGCAUCGAGUGGAUGAGACGUCACCUCGCUCCCACCUACAAGAUCCACAUCAUCUCCUUCAAAGACCCCAACCCCAUGCACAUCGACGCCACCUUUAACAUCAUCGGCCCGGGGCUGGUGCUGUCGAACCCGGAUCGGCCCUGCAGGCAGAUCGAGAUGUUCAAGAAGGCCGGCUGGACUGUGGUGACUCCUCCAGCUCCUCUUAUUCCAGACAAUCAUCCGCUGUGGAUGUCGUCCAAAUGGCUCUCGAUGAACGUGUUGAUGCUGGAUGAGAAGCGUGUGAUGGUGGACGCUAACGAGACGAACAUACAGAAGAUGUUUGAAAGUCUGGGUAUUCAGACCAUUCGAGUCAGCAUCCGGCACGCUAACUCGCUGGGAGGAGGCUUUCACUGCUGGACGACGGAUGUGCGCCGCCGCGGGACGCUCCAGUCGUACUUCCUCUAGCCUGCCAGAGACACGCAGUGCUUACUGAGCUCAGAUCAGCAUGCUUUGAUCGCGCCGUGCAUGUCAGGGCUUUUGCAAACGCCACAGAUGAACGUGAUGAAUACAAGCCUCAGUGAUCUCAAUAACGACUGCAUCUCUGGCCGGCUGUUGUAGGAAUGACUCCAGUGAAGCAGACAGAGCCCCCCCCACGCCACCACGACCACAGAAGAAGAGUUUCUACCUCCUGUUUACCAAAACCACUAAAAAACAUAGCGUAUUUUGAAUUGUAAUGACUUCUUAUAUAAUGCAUUUUAAUUAUAGAUCUUUUUUUUUACCCUACAUGUGAUGUGCCAAGUGUUGAUUUGUAAACUCAGGUAUUUUUGUAGCCAUACUUUGUAAGCAUUUCAUAGAAAUGUAAAUAUCUAUAUGCAUUUUAGUGGCAUAUACUUUCCCUUCACACGAGUGUUUUCUAGCCUCGGCCUCUGAUGUCGUUCUCUGUAGCAGGAGUGCUGUGCUUCUCUAGUUAAACAUGUUGGGUGCGAUGAUCGUGUGUCAGGUCAAACCAAUCUAAUAAAGAUACACUUGGAACCCAG
Molecule: messenger RNA, 1894 nt
Organism: Sinocyclocheilus grahami
Lineage: Eukaryota; Metazoa; Chordata; Actinopteri; Cypriniformes; Cyprinidae
Gene: gatm
Product: glycine amidinotransferase (L-arginine:glycine amidinotransferase)
Exons: 9
Coding region: 57-1322 (421 amino acids)
Biological process (GO): creatine biosynthetic process
Cellular component (GO): mitochondrial intermembrane space
Molecular function (GO): glycine amidinotransferase activity
Source: RefSeq, a predicted model, not a curated record